CAUAUCCGCGCGGUUGAAAUAGAAAAGGCGAGAGAGAGUACGAGCGCGAGAGAUCGAAAGGGACGAGGGUUUAGGUUUUGUUGUAUAUAUGCUCCCACCUACGCGGCUCCGAUCCCUUCUCUUCUACUCUCGAUCCAUUGUGAGGAGCUUCCCCUAGGAGUGGGGUUUUGAGGCGAUCGGAGGCGUCUCCGGUGACCGGAAAUGGCGGAGGAGGAGCGGAGAGCCGCGGCGGCGGCGGUGGCGGCGGCCGAGGAGGAGAAGAAGGAGGAGGUGGUGUACAAGACGAAGGUCAUCCAGUUCCUCGGGCGAUCGACCCCAAUCGUGCUCCAAAACGAUAACGGUCCGUGCCCUCUCCUCGCGAUCUGUAAUGUUCUUCUUCUGAGGAAUAUUCUCAAUCUGAGCUUGGAUGCGUCGGAGGUCUCGCUGCAGAAGCUUCUAUCUCUCGUGGCCGAGAGAUUGAUUGAUUCUAAUAGCAAUAUUCAGGAUAAGGAUGUUGGAUAUGUUAAUAAUCAGCAGCAGAAUAUAGCAGAUGCAAUUGAUCUUUUGCCGCGUCUUGCUACCGGAAUUGAUGUGAAUGUCCAUUUCAGGAAGAUCAAUGAUUUUGAGUUUACGCGGGAAUGCACCAUAUUUGACCUUCUAGACAUUCCCCUGUACCAUGGGUGGAUAGUUGAUCCGCAGGACAUUGAAACUGCAGCAGCUAUUGGGUCGAAGUCUUACAAUACUAUUGUCGCUGAGCUUGUUGCCUUUGAGACUGGGAAGGCAGAAGAGAAUAAACAGGCAGAAGAAGAAGAUAUUGUUGAUUUUGCUGCUGCAACAACUGCUGCAUUAGGUGUUCCUUCACCUUCCCUUGCUAGAGGUAGAUCAUUUGAUGAUAAUCCACUCUCUGAUCCCGCUGAGGAAAAGCGACGCCGGGGUGACUUAGAAGAAGAGGAGGAGCUAAUGAGAGCCUUAGAUCUAUCAAAAGCUGAAUGUUCUGAUCCAGUUAAUGUUUCUGCAACACCUAUUCCAAAUGAUUCAGUUCAAAUUCUGGAUGAAACUGUACAUAUUCAGAGCUCUGAAAUGGGAAAUGGAGAUGAAGCGGCAGGACUUUACAAAUCAAGUUUUUCUGCACCAAAAGGGGGUAAUGAAUUUGGCUGCAAUAUAAUGGAUAAUUCUCGGUUAUCCAAGUUGAAUGCUGCUAAUAACAGUAGCAAGACAGAGUCAGAAGGAAUUAAGGAAAUUUCAAUAGCUAAUGAUGCUGUAGAUGGUCCUGAUGAAUCUUUCACUACAAAUAAGCCUUUGGAAGUGAACUCAUCUGUUAAGGAGACAUGUACUGAAGAUUUCUUGGCUUCUCAAAUGCAUCACAAGCCAAGUGAUAAUGUGAUUGGUGGUGACUCAACAAUUUUGUCUGAUCAAGCUGCAUCUGAUGCACCAUGCACUGAUAGUAACUACUCAAAUGGAAAAGAUGAGCCAUCAGAUGCUUCUGAGGCUGUUACUUCAAGCUUAGAAGGGGGCGAGCCCAUAUAUCAGGGAGAAGAGUUCAUUCUUGAUUCGAAAUUUCCAGCAUUUGAAAACCAAGAGCCAAUAUAUGAGGGUGAAAUGGUUCUCGCAGAGCAGGUUGAAAAGCCAGAAAAAGAUUCUUCUCCUCGCCCAGAAGAUGAGGUUGCUCUUCAGCAAUGGCAACUGAUAAAAAGCUUCCUCGAACACAAUGCUAGCCAGCUGACCAUUUAUGGUUUAUUUUGCUUGCAAGAAGGUCUGAAGGAAAGGGAACUGUGCAUCUUUUUCCGGAAUAAUCACUUCAGCACUAUGUUUAAGUACAAUGGGGAACUAUACCUCCUAGCUACUGAUCAGGGAUAUAUCAACCAACAAGAUCUGGUAUGGGAAAAGUUGAAUGAGGUCAAUGGAGAUACUGUUUUCAUGACCGGCAACUUCACAGAAUUUAAAGCUGAGCAGAGAGGCACUGACUCAUGGAAUGAACAACAGGCCAUGACCAAUACUGCUGAUUAUCUUGCUGCGCUCGAAAGUUCAUCUCCGUCAAGUUCAACUUUUAAUUCUGAUUUGCAACUGGCUAUAGCGCUUCAGCAACAAGAGUUUGAACAGCAACAGACCCAACAGCCACCUGCACCUGCUCCUGCUCGUCAAAGGCUAGUUGUAGGUCCUCAGGUACAAAGGAACUCGAGCACUCCGCCAAAAAGCAAUUCGAAAGCGAAAGACAAGUGCAGAAUGAUGUGAAGGGCAUAAUACACUAUAAAAAUUUGUGUACACCAGCCAAUACUAUUACUUCUAUAAGUAUCAGUUUUGGUGUAAAUAAUUAUCAUAAAAAAAUUGUUACAAUAAUAGAGAGCCAAAGUUUUUGUGAUCUUA
Molecule: messenger RNA, 2343 nt
Organism: Ananas comosus (pineapple)
Lineage: Eukaryota; Viridiplantae; Streptophyta; Magnoliopsida; Poales; Bromeliaceae
Product: ubiquitin carboxyl-terminal hydrolase MINDY-1
Exons: 12
Coding region: 202-2211 (669 amino acids)
Biological process (GO): protein K48-linked deubiquitination
Cellular component (GO): cytosol; cell periphery
Molecular function (GO): K48-linked deubiquitinase activity; cysteine-type deubiquitinase activity; cysteine-type carboxypeptidase activity
Source: RefSeq, a predicted model, not a curated record